This is a messenger RNA of Epinephelus fuscoguttatus (brown-marbled grouper), 591 nucleotides long. RefSeq names its product G2/M phase-specific E3 ubiquitin-protein ligase. Gene Ontology annotation, molecular function: ubiquitin-protein transferase activity. The coding region runs from base 30 to 500 and encodes 156 amino acids. The transcript has 2 exons. Lineage: Eukaryota; Metazoa; Chordata; Actinopteri; Perciformes; Serranidae. Gene Ontology annotation, cellular component: nucleus. The record is from RefSeq and is a predicted model, not a curated record.
AUCUGAGAGACAGUGGAGCACAAAGGCUCAUGUCAAUAACUUUUUCAUGGAAAGUGUAUAUAUCCUCCAGUCUGGAUUUUCUCAAUGCCCUGGAACAGCAUCCUGCACUGUUCAUGCCAUUCAUGUGCUACAGUGAGAACAAACUGACAGCUGAUGCUUUGGAGAGCUUGUUUCAUGUGCAGCUCAGUCUGCCUGGUAGCACCAUGCAUCAGGAGGAGACCAGAGCACUGAACUACUGGCGAGACUAUCUGCUCUACGUUGAAGAAAAAGAGGCAAGCCUGUCGCUGGAAGACAUCCUCAUGUUUGGAACUGGGCUGAGGGAAGUUCCUUCUACGUCAAUAAAGCCACAGCCACAAAUAGCUUUCCAGAAGGACUCGCGCUUUCCUGUGGCAAAUAUGUGUGCCAGUACAAUCAAACUUCCAAUUUCACACACCUAUGAAGCCUUCCAAGAAGCCAUGGAUUUUGGCAUACAAAACGCCCCUGGGUUUGGGCUUCCUUAACUUUUGUGCCCUCCUUGACCAUUAUUUUGGUCAUUUGAGUUGUACUUUCUGGAUUCAUUUUGGCUGUGAUCAUUCCCCAGCAGAGAGUAGA